AGACAUGUCAGCCUCCAGUGCACAGCCUCACAGCUCUGUCUGCCCAUAACAUUAAAUUAAAUCUUUUUGUCUCUUCGUGUGUUCCUGAGGAUUUCACAAUGGUGGUGGAUACACAUCCUUUCGACUCAAGCAUCAUCCUGCGAGUCAAAGGGCCGCUGGAGUUUAAAUGCCUCUUUGAUAAAACAGACGCACUUAACAUCCAGAAAGUGAUCUCUAAAACUUUUGAAGCCCUUUGCUGUUCAAUCAAAUCAGAAUCCUGUGUAUUCACCCUGUGUGAUGGGCCUGUUGUCAUUUGGCCCAACAAGGAUGUCCACAUAUCACCAGAAGACAUCACUCCAAAUACUCCAUGUCAGGAGUUGUCUCAGUGGACAAAGAUCAGUGAACAGGAAAGUCUCCACAAAAAAUCAACAAAAAAGAAGACAAAAAAAUGCUCUGGGAAUACAGUGGUAAACCUUCAACUGAUGAUGGAGACAACCAGACCUGGAGCCCCUCACUCUGCUCAGGUGCCUGUGUUUACCCAGACAGUUCAGACAUCACACUUUGGGUCCAUGACUCUACCAAUAGACUGUGCUGUCUGUGUAAGCCUUGGUGAAACAAUACAAAAUGCUUGUCUCCAUCUGGUGGAAGAGCUAUCCAACCAGAUCAAUGAGAUGAAGAGAGUGACUCUGCAGCACUUAAAGGGGACUUCUAUCCUGGUCCCUGAACCACUCCACUUCCUCCUCCCACAUCCACAUGGACUGGUCACUGUUGUUUAUCCUGCAGGAGUACUGGACAGUCAACUACAGACAGCUCGACAGGCUUUGCAUCAAAAGUAUGACUUGCCAAAUGACACACCUUAUUUUAGAAGAGCAAAUGCUUACCACUUUCCAAAUGAGCCCUAUAGAGAUGGAUAUCUCCGAAACCCUCAUCUGUGGCUUACUCAUCCUACCCUUGAAAACGGCAAGGUUUAUUUAGUCCAGGGGCUUUACAGCUACCAUCACUACAUGCAGGAUCGAAUAGAUGACAAUGGCUGGGGCUGUGCUUAUCGCUCCUUGCAAACCAUCUGCUCCUGGUUUCAGCAACAAGGAUAUGUAGACCGAUCUGUGCCCUCUCAUAAAGAAAUUCAGCAGGCUUUGGUAGAUGUUGGGGACAAACAAGCCUCUUUUGUGGGAUCACGCCAGUGGAUUGGAUCAAUAGAGGUUCAGGCUGUACUGAACGAACUGCUAGGAGUAACGUCCAAGAUCUUGUUUGUCAGUCAAGGUUCUGAGUUGGCAAGCAAAGGGAGAGAACUGGCCAGCCACUUCAUAACAGAAGGAACUCCAGUUAUGAUUGGAGGGGGAGUUUUGGCUCACACUAUUCUCGGCGUGGCUUGGAGUGAAACUACUGGAGAAAUCAGAUACCUUAUUCUAGAUCCUCAUUACACUGGAGCUGAAGAUUUGCAACUGAUCACAGAAAAGGGCUGGUGUGGCUGGAAAGGACCAGAGUUUUGGGAUCAAACAGCUUAUUAUAAUCUGUGUCUGCCUCAGAGGCCAAAGGUCAUCUAAGUUCCCACAGUUCCCAGCACGCAGUUGUUAUUGUGACACACGGAAAGCUUUAAACCAAUUUAAUCCAACUAAUUUUAAAUUAAAGUUGGUAUUUUUCUCUAAUGAACAGGCAAAAUAUAUCUAAAAUGCAGUUUAUGAAAGCAUUUGUGUAAUAUUUUAAUAUGAAUCAUGCCCCUGUGAUUACAGCCGACUUUAUUAAACCAGUAUGCAUUUAAAUAAAAAGUUGAUGUACAAAGGC
Molecule: messenger RNA, 1761 nt
Organism: Periophthalmus magnuspinnatus
Lineage: Eukaryota; Metazoa; Chordata; Actinopteri; Gobiiformes; Gobiidae
Gene: ufsp2
Product: ufm1-specific peptidase 2
Exons: 12
Coding region: 99-1523 (474 amino acids)
Source: RefSeq, a predicted model, not a curated record